AUGUCUCACGAAAUCGUCCCCGUAGAUCCCAUCGAUGUUCCAAGCACCAGCUACUCAAGACCGGUUCUGGGUCGGGAAGAUUCUCCGGAACGCCGGUUCACGAGAUCCCUCACUUUCCGGGAACACGUAUCGGAGCCAUUUGACAGUGAGAGGCUUCCGGCGACAUUAGCUUCGGAGAUUCAGAGGUUUCUUCGUAUUGCUAACUUGGUUGAGUCUGAAGAACCUCGUAUUGCUUAUCUAUGCCGUUUUCAUGCUUUCGAGAUAGCUCACCAUUUGGACAGAAACUCAACGGGAAGAGGUGUACGGCAGUUCAAAACUUCUCUUCUUCAAAGGCUUGAACAGGAUGAAGAGUUUACUGUGAGAAGAAGGAAAGAGAAGAGUGAUGUUCGGGAACUCAAACGUGUUUAUCAUGCUUACAAGGAAUACAUUAUUAGACAUGGUGCAGCAUUCAAUUUGUAUCCUAGUCAGCGAGAGAAGUUGAUUAACGCACGCAGAAUUGCUUCUGUUUUGUAUGAAGUUCUAAAGACAGUCACAAGUGGCGCUGGUCCGCAGGCCAUUGCGGAUAGAGAUAGUAUUCGGGCUAAAUCUGAAUUCUAUGUCCCGUAUAACAUUCUUCCUCUUGACAGAGGAGGGGUACACCAAGCGAUUAUGCAUCUGCCUGAGAUUAAAGCUGCUAUUGCAAUUGUACGUAACACUCGUGGAUUGCCUCCUCCAGAGGAGUUUCAGAGACACCAGCCUUUUGUUGAUUUAUUUGAAUUUCUGCAGUAUGCAUUUGGAUUCCAGAAUGGAAAUGUUGCCAAUCAGAGAGAGCAUAUGAUUCUACUACUCAGUAACACCAUUAUACGGCAACCUCAGAAACAGUCUUCAGCACCGAAGUCUGGUGAUGAGGCAGUAGAUGCAUUGAUGAAGAAGUUUUUCAAGAACUACACAAACUGGUGCAAGUUUCUUGGGAGAAAAAAUAACAUAAGGUUGCCGUAUGUGAAACAGGAAGCCCUACAAUAUAAAACAUUGUACAUAGGACUCUACCUUCUCAUAUGGGGAGAAGCUUCUAAUUUGAGAUUCAUGCCAGAAUGCUUGUGUUAUAUUUUCCACCAAAUGGCUUAUGAAUUACAUGGAGUUUUAACCAGUGACGUUAGUAUGAUAACUGGGGAGAAGGUCGAGCCAGCAUAUGGUGGAGGACAUGAAUCUUUCCUUGAGAAUGUAGUUACCCCGAUAUACAGGGUUAUCGAAAAGGAAGCUGAGAAGAACAAGAAUGGAACUGCUGAUCAUUCUACUUGGAGAAACUACGAUGAUCUGAACGAAUUCUUCUGGUCUCUUGAAUGCUUCGAAAUAGGUUGGCCAAUGUGUCUGGACCACGAUUUCUUCUGUGUUGAAUCGUCAGAUACCCGUAAACCAGGGAGAUGGCGAGGAAUGUUUAGAUUCCGCAAGCAGACAAAGAAAACGGAUGAAGAAAUGGAGGAUGACGAAGAAUUUGGGGAACUCACUGAGGAACAAAUAAAAUCAUCCCCAAGAUGGCUCGGGAAGACAAAUUUUGUAGAGACUCGUUCCUUCUGGCAGAUAUUCCGGAGCUUUGACAGAAUGUGGACUUUCUUUGUUUUGUCACUACAGGUAUUGAUAAUUAUGGCUUGUCAUGAUGUGGGAUCUCCACUCGAGAUGUUUAACGCCAAUAUAUUUGAAGACGUCAUGAGCAUUUUCAUUACCUCUGCAAUUAUAAAGCUUAUAAAAGGUAUUCUUGACAUAAUCUUCAAGUGGAAAGCCAGAAACACAAUGCCGAUCAAUGAAAAGAAGAAGCAGAUGGUGAAAUUGGGUUUUGCUGCGAUGUGGACGAUUAUUCUACCAGUGUUGUACUCUCAUUCAAGAAGGAAAUACAUUUGUUAUUUCACAAAUUACAAAACUUGGCUUGGUGAAUUUUGUUUCUCUCCGUAUAUGGUGGGAGUCACGAUAUACCUGACAGGAAGUGCGAUUGAGUUGGUCUUGUUUUUCGUUCCUGCCAUCAGCAAAUACAUUGAGACUUCCAAUCAUUGCAUUUUCAAAACAUUGUCUUGGUGGGGAGAGCCUAGGUUAUACGUUGGGCGAGGAAUGCAAGAAACUCAGCUAUCACAACUCAAAUACACCUUCUUCUGGUUUCUGGUUCUCUUGACCAAGUUUGCUUUCAGCUAUGCAUUUGAGAUAAAGCCUCUAAUAGAACCUACACGAUUGAUAAUGAAAGUUGGUGUGCGGAAUUAUGAAUGGCAUGAACUCUUCCCAGAAGUGAAGAGUAAUGCGGCUGCAAUUGUUGCAGUAUGGGCGCCGAUAAUGGUGGUCUAUUUCAUGGAUACACAAAUAUGGUAUUCAGUUUUUUGUACCAUCUUUGGCGGGCUGUAUGGAGUUCUGCAUCACCUUGGUGAGAUUCGAACUUUGGGCAUGUUGAGAGGCCGGUUUCAUACUCUACCUUCUGCUUUCAAUGCAUCCCUUAUUCCACACUCAACUAAAGAUGAGAAAAGGAGAAAACAAAGAGGCUUUUUCCCAUUCAAUUUAGGCAGGGGGUCUGAUGGCCAGAAAAAUAGUAUGGCCAAGUUUGUCUUGGUCUGGAACCAAGUCAUUAACAGUUUCAGAGCAGAAGAUCUGAUUAGUAACAAGGAACUCGAUCUGAUGACAAUGCCGAUGUCUUCGGAGGUAUUAUCAGGGAUCAUCCGUUGGCCCAUUUUCCUCCUUGCAAAUAAGUUUUCAACAGCUCUGAGCAUUGCAAAAGAUUUUGUCGGGAAGGAUGAGGUUCUUUAUCGAAGGAUUCAGAAAGAUGAGUACAUGUACUAUGCAGUAAAAGAAUGCUAUGAGUCAUUGAAGUACAUUCUUCAGAUUCUUGUUGUUGGUGAUCUCGAGAAAAGGGUUAUAUCUGGCAUUAUAAAUGAGAUAGAGGAAAGCAUUAGACAGUCAAGUUUGCUUGAAGAAUUUAAGAUGAAAGAGCUCCCAGCGUUGCAUGGAAAAUGUAUUGAGCUGGUUCAACUUCUGGUUGAAGGAAGUGAAGAGCAUCUCCAGACUGAGAAAAUCGAAGAGCAGCACAGUAAACUUGUAAAGGCUCUUCAGGAUAUCUUUGAGCUAGUAACAAAUGAUAUGAUGGUACAUGGUGACAGAAUUCUGGAUUUGCUCGAGUCUCGGGAGGGUUCAGAAGAGAACACUGAAUUUUUUAUGAGGGUUAUAGAACCACAGUUGUUUGAAUCAUACGGAGAAAGGAGAUGCAUUCAUUUUCCGCUUCCAGAUAGUGCUUCAUUGAGUGAACAGAUCCAACGUUUUCUGUUAUUGUUAACUGUCAGAGAUAGUGCCAUGGACAUACCAGAGAACUUAGAUGCUCGACGACGUAUAUCUUUCUUUGCUACUUCUCUUUUCAUGGAUAUGCCCGACGCUCCUAAAGUACGCAAUAUGAUGUCAUUCAGUGUUUUGACACCACAUUUUCAGGAGGAUAUUAACUUUUCAACGAAGGAAUUACAUUCCACCAAGUCUAGUGUGUCAAUCAUUUUUUAUAUGCAGAAGAUUUUUCCAGAUGAAUGGAAAAACUUUCUGGAGCGAAUGGGAUGUGAGAAUUUGGAUGCAUUAAAGAGAGAAGGUAAAGAAGAAGAGCUUCGAAACUGGGCAUCAUUUCGUGGACAAACAUUGAGUAGAACAGUCCGUGGUAUGAUGUAUUGCCGAGAAGCUCUGAAAUUGCAAGCUUUCCUUGACAUGGCAGAUGAUGAGGAUAUUCUUGAAGGAUAUGACGAUGUAGAACGAAGUAACCGACCUUUAGCUGCACAACUUGAUGCAUUAGCAGAUAUGAAAUUCACAUAUCUUGUGUCUUGCCAAAUGUUUGGAGCACAAAAAUCAGCUGGGGAUCCCCACGCGCAAGACAUACUCGACCUGAUGAUAAAGUACCCAUCUCUCCGUGUUGCAUACGUUGAGGAGAGGGAAGAAAUAGUGUCGGAUGUUCCAAAGAAGGUUUAUUACUCUAUACUGGUAAAAGCUGUCAACGGUUUUGAUCAGGAAAUAUACCGUAUCAAACUUCCUGGACCACCUAAUAUCGGAGAGGGGAAGCCUGAGAAUCAAAACCACGCCAUAGUGUUUACUCGAGGUGAAGCACUUCAAACAAUUGACAUGAACCAAGAUAACUAUCUGGAAGAGGCUUUCAAAAUGAGAAAUCUCCUUCAAGAAUUUCUUCGAAAUCGUGGAAGAAGACCUCCAACAAUUCUUGGGUUAAGGGAACACAUCUUCACCGGAAGUGUUUCUUCUCUAGCAUGGUUCAUGUCAUAUCAAGAAACCAGUUUUGUCACAAUCGGUCAGAGGCUUCUUGCUAAUCCUCUCAGAGUCCGGUUUCACUAUGGACAUCCAGAUGUCUUUGACAGAAUAUUUCACAUAACAAGGGGUGGUAUCAGUAAAGCAUCAAGAACUAUUAACUUAAGCGAGGAUGUUUUCGCCGGUUAUAAUACCACCUUACGACGUGGAUGCAUAACUUACAAUGAGUACCUUCAAGUUGGAAAAGGUCGUGAUGUUGGUCUCAAUCAGAUCUCAAAGUUUGAGGCCAAGGUGGCUAAUGGUAACAGCGAGCAGACUAUUAGCCGUGACAUAUACCGUUUAGGACAACGGUUUGAUUUCUUCAGAAUGCUAUCUUGUUAUUUCACAACCAUUGGAUUCUACUUCAGUAGCUUGAUUUCGGUAAUCGGGAUAUAUAUUUAUCUCUAUGGUCAACUCUACCUUGUCCUCAGUGGGUUACAGAAGACACUUAUUCUUGAAGCCAAGUUGAAGAACAUAAAAUCAUUGGAAACAGCUCUUGCUUCUCAAUCAUUUAUCCAGCUAGGUCUCUUGACUGGUUUACCAAUGGUGAUGGAGAUUGGAUUGGAGAAAGGAUUUCUUAUAGCCUUUCAAGAUUUCAUACUCAUGCAGCUCCAGCUUGCUGCAUUCUUCUUCACUUUCUCUCUAGGAACCAAAACGCAUUACUUUGGCAGAACAAUUCUCCAUGGGGGCGCCAAAUACAGACCCACAGGGCGUAAAGUGGUGGUGUUCCACGCCAACUUCAGUGAAAAUUACAGAUUAUAUUCGAGAAGCCAUUUCAUCAAAGGGUUUGAGAUCAUCAUUCUUCUGGUUGUCUACGAGUUGUUCAAGCAUACCUCUCAAAGCAACAUGGCUUACUCAUUCAUCACUUUCUCAGUGUGGUUCAUGUCCCUGACUUGGUUAUGCGCCCCGUUUCUCUUCAACCCUUCAGGGUUUACCUGGGAAAUAAUAGUAGGUGAUUGGAGAGAUUGGAACAGAUGGAUCAAAGAGCAAGGUGGGAUUGGGAUUCAGCAAGACAAAAGCUGGCAAUCUUGGUGGAACGACGAGCAAGCCCAUCUCCGUGGCUCUGGUGUUGGAGCUCGCUGUUUGGAAAUAAUUCUGUCUCUCAGGUUCUUUGUGUAUCAGUAUGGUUUGGUCUAUCACCUUGACAUUACUCAAAGCAACACGAAUCUCAUAGUCUACGCGCUUUCUUGGGUUGUGAUUCUCGCUACAUUCCUCACAGUCAAGGCUGUAGACCUAGGGAGGCAACUCUUCAGCACAAGGAAACAUCUUGUGUUUCGGUUCUUCAAAGUCUUCGUCUUCGUGAGCAUUCUAACAGUCAUUAUCACACUAUCAAACAUAUGUCACCUCUCUAUCAAGGACCUUAUAGUCUCUUGCUUAGCUUUCUUGCCUACCGGUUGGGGUCUGAUUCUGAUUGCACAAGCUGUUAGGCCAAAGAUAGAAGGGACAAGCUUGUGGGAGUUCACACAAGUUCUUGCUCGAGCUUAUGAUUAUGGAAUGGGAGUUGUUCUGUUUGCACCAAUGGCUAUCUUAGCAUGGCUUCCUAUCAUUUCCGCGUUUCAAACUCGGUUUCUCUUUAACGAAGCUUUUAACAGAAGGCUUCAAAUUCAACCUAUUCUUGCUGGGAAGAAGAAGAAAUAG
Arabis nemorensis is the source of this 5916-nucleotide messenger RNA. NCBI's taxonomy places the organism in Eukaryota, Viridiplantae, Streptophyta, Magnoliopsida, Brassicales, Brassicaceae. The record is from the annotation of a GenBank genome assembly.